AUGUUUAUACUGGUUGUUAUCUCAAAAACUGAAGCCAAGCAGAAUACUAAACAGAUUUUGUUACAGGAAUUGUACAACAGCAUUGCUUUGUCCAACAGAACCAAUAUCCCGCCAUUCACUGAUGGUGGGAAAGUCAUUGACGUGACUCUAAGUGUGGGAAAGCCAUCCAUUCUUCAACUGGACAACUCGAAACAAAUUCUGGUUUCAGCCCUUAUGUUAAGUCUUUGGUGGUUUGACACUCGAAUGGUGUGGAAUCCAUCCCAGUUCGGCAAUCAUACCCUGAUCGAGUUUGACGAUUCAGAACUGUGGACACCGCUGGUGAUGAUCGAAAACGCUGCUGCUGAUGGAAUUGAUGUGCUGAAAUCUUCUCUCAAGAUUGUUGUUAGAGGCAAGGAUGCCAAGAAAAGGAUGGUGAUGACAAUAAUGAUGUCAACAAAACUUGUCAUGGAGGAUCAAAGCAGAGAAACUGCUUAA
Molecule: messenger RNA, 474 nt
Organism: Gigantopelta aegis
Lineage: Eukaryota; Metazoa; Mollusca; Gastropoda; Neomphalida; Peltospiridae
Product: acetylcholine receptor subunit delta-like
Exons: 2
Coding region: 1-474 (157 amino acids)
Biological process (GO): monoatomic ion transport
Cellular component (GO): membrane
Molecular function (GO): extracellular ligand-gated monoatomic ion channel activity
Source: RefSeq, a predicted model, not a curated record